Molecule: messenger RNA, 1665 nt
Organism: Trichobilharzia regenti
Lineage: Eukaryota; Metazoa; Platyhelminthes; Trematoda; Strigeidida; Schistosomatidae
Source: the annotation of a GenBank genome assembly
AUGAAUGAUAUCCAUCUGGACAGUCAGAUUCCAUCUUCAUCGUGUAUGUCUGAUUGUUUUUGUACAAAUUGUCUUGGCUAUUGUGAUCACUGUUGUUGUACAGUGUCGUCUGCGUUGAAUAAUAAUAAUAAAUGUGAAGAUGAUCACGUCCAGUGUUAUCCUUAUCCUCAUCCUCUUGUUCAUCAUCAUCAUCAUUGUCACCAUCUUACGCCACAUCAACAGCAUUAUCAUCAUUAUUACUCGUGUCAUCAUCACCAUUAUCAUCAUCGACGUUUAUACCAUAGAACUGGUCAAAAUAACGACAACAAUAUCAACAACAACAACAAUAUACCUCAACACUGUAACAGUUCAUCACAUACUAAAAAUAUCCAUCAUGAUCAUCAUCACCAUGAUUGUACAAAUUGUCGUACGCAGAAGAAAGCAGUUAGAAAUUUCCAUUUAAACUUAGUAGAAAGUCAAUACGCUACUCUUGGUCGACUUGAUCAAGUGAUUAGACCUAAUCAAUCUCAAACUUGUAGUAAAAAAGCAUCACCAUCAUCGUCAUCUGAACAAACUGAUUGUUCAUCACCUGUCAUUACUUUACACUGUUUGAAUACACUCACAACAACGACAACAACACCAGCAACAGGAACAGCGACAACAAAACGGUUGGAUAGAUGCAAUGAUACUAGAAGUUUAGUUGUUGUUGUUGGGAAAAAUUCAACAGAUUGUAAUUAUUCAACUAAUAAAUGUAUUCCAACCAAUUUAUUAUUGACUGAUGAAAGGCAGUGUGAAGAAUUAAUUGACAGUUCAUUAAAUGAAAGGGAUAAAACAAAGCCAUUGAAGGUUAUACCGUCGAAAUCGUUUGCUAGUGGUGUUGAUAGUGAUGCUGAUAAGAAGUCACCUGGCGGCAGUCAACAGAUAAAAUCAAAGAAUGAUCCUGAACUGAUUAACCGAAAAUUUGUCAGUGAUCUGAUGCAUUUAAAGCGUACUGGUUGGUACUGGGGUCCACUAUCAGUGGAGGAAGCUGAAUUACUUUUAAAAAAUUGUUCGAACGGUACUUUUCUUGUACGUGACAGUAGUCAUGAUUCAUAUAUGCUGAGCGUUAGUUUCCGUGCCGGUGGUCAAACUUAUCAUACGAGAAUAGAACAUCUAGCUGGUAAAUUCAGUCUGGCAAUAUCAAAUGAUUUGAACGGCAAUAAUAAUAAUAAUAAUGCCUCAUCAAGUGUAGCUGAGUGUAUUGAACGUGUAAUGGCUGAAUCUAUUCAAGAUCGUAUGCAUUUUCUACCUAUGCUUAAUGAUUCAUCACCAUCUAACAGUGUUAAUAACGGUAUACAAUUAUUACAAAAUCAGUCGAACAAUCAACAACCACAACAACAACAACAACCUCAACAGCUAACUAAUUCAUCACAUCUUUUAGAAUCCACACGUCGUUCUACCUCUACACAUAUAAAAGCUUCUUUAUUACAUCCAUUAUCACGUUUUCUUAUUGUUCCAUCAUUGCUUCAUUUAUGUCGUUUUGAACUGUUACUGCAUGUACGACAUGAUCAUAUUGAUCUGUUACCAUUACCUCCGAAUAUAUUACGUUAUUUAAAAGAAAGUAAAUACUAUGCAGAAAUUAUUCCAGCCUAUCUUGAUCUUUUAAGUAAUGGCAAUACAGUUAACAAGAAUUCUACACUACAUUAG